AAACAAUUCUGGUUGUUGUAACCAUAUGUCUUCAAUUACUACUCAUUUCUCUUCAAUGUCGCCUAAUAAUUCAUUUCCUGAUAUUUAUUCGGCUGAUGGUUCCCCUAUGAAUGACUCACGGACAGGACAACUUCUUGGAACUGGUCACAAGGUGGGGUGUUUGUUUGAGCUCAACUAUUUGCAUAUUCUUGAUAAUAAAAUGGAUACACCAUCAUUUCCAAAUGAUCGAUUCAUCCAAACCCUGCUUUGUGCUAUUGAAUUAGAGUCUUUGCAAAUUCCAUAUCAACAAAUCUUCCAAGUUUGUGCUGUUACUAACAUUUCUCCUCUCCAUUUGUGGCAUUCACGACUCAGACAUACCUCAGUCGGUAAACUUCGUCCACUUAUCUCUCAUGGUUUAUUAGGAUCAGUUCCGAAUGAAUUUGUGCAUUGUGUGUCAUGUCAAUCUGCAAAGCAACCAGUUUUAUCUUUUUCAAGUAGUCAUUCUCAUUCUACUGCUCCUUUUGAUCUUGUGCAUUCUGAUGUUUGGGGUCCAUCUCCUACACCCACCAUGGGGGGUUCCAGACACAUCCUUGAUUUUGUUCGUGCUCUCCUCAUUUCAUCUUCUUGUCCAGAGCGAUUUUGGUGUGAGGCUGCUCUUAAAAUUGCUUAUCUUAUUAAUUGCAUUCCAUCAUCAGUCCUUAAUAACCAGUCUCCAUAUGAGCGUCUACAUGGUAUUCUUCCUGCUUAUAAUCUUCUUAAGCGGAGUAAGAAACAAGCUAUUCCAUAUCACUCUAAUAUUGAAGCUGAGUAUAAAGCUCUCGGGGAUACCACAUCAGAACUUCUUUCAUUGCGGUGGCUUCUUGAAGAUAUAGGCAUUCCUCAACCUUCUUCUACUGAUUUAUAUUGUGAUAAUCAAAGUGCUAUGCAGAUUGCUCAUAAUGAUGUCUUUCAUGAACGCACUAAAUACAUUGAGGUUGAUUGUCACUUUAUUCGCCAUCAUGUUGCACAAGGAACUGUUCAUUUGGUUUUCAUUGGCUCUACUGAUCAACCAGCAGAUCUCUUUACCAAGGCUCAUUUUCUUGGACGCUUUUGUACUCUUCUUUCCAAACUCAAGUUGGUUUCAUCACAACCACCUUGAGUUUGAGGGGAGAUGUUAAGAUGUGAACACAAUUAUAUUUAGAAUUAUUGUAAAUAUUUUAUACUUUAGAAUAUUCUCUUUGUAUACUUUAUACCUUAGAAUAUUCUCUUUGUAAACACCUAUAUAUAGGUCAUUGUACAUACAAUAUAAUUCAAGAAAGCAACAAACCUUUCUUCAAAUUAUUCUUCUUUUCGGUUUUCUAACAAUGGUUAAGGUUUGAAUCACAUUCUCUCUCCUUACUCCUCUCCCCCAAUAAAGUUUUUAACCAAUU
This is a messenger RNA of Rubroshorea leprosula, 1388 nucleotides long. The record is from the annotation of a GenBank genome assembly. NCBI's taxonomy places the organism in Eukaryota, Viridiplantae, Streptophyta, Magnoliopsida, Malvales, Dipterocarpaceae.